This is a messenger RNA of Pocillopora verrucosa, 585 nucleotides long. NCBI's taxonomy places the organism in Eukaryota, Metazoa, Cnidaria, Anthozoa, Scleractinia, Pocilloporidae. The record is from RefSeq and is a predicted model, not a curated record.
AUGGAAAAUUUUGAAGCAUGCUGGCAUUCCUAUCAUUUGGAAUGUUUAACUGACUUUAAUGUUUGUCCUAUUUGCAGGGUUGGAGUUGAAAAUGCAAUCAGGUCUUUUUCUCUUCAUGCAAAUAGAUCAGUUAAUCCCUCAAGAAACACAGCAAGCGACCAUGAUGAAAAUAUCAUUGACGGAGAACAGGGAUUAGGUAGUGGAGAUAGGAAUGAUCAUUGUACUGCUGAUGAUGAUGAUGACCUCCCUACCUCAACAAUAAAUGCAAACAUCGAACAAAUCUUUCAGAACUUGACCCUUCAUGUAAUGUCUGUCUCGGAAAGACCCCCACCAGUUCAGGUGUGCCCAUCAAUUGUACAGGAAAGACAAGUCAAUAAUGAUGUAGCUGAGUGGUCAAUUCUGGUAGGGCCUAAUGGGGAGUCAUGCUUUUUAGAAAGUCACACUCACUUUGGUCUAGGGGCCACUAUUGCUGCCUGUGGGCCUGCCAAAAUCAAACAAAUGGCUUUCUAUAUUAAAUUUAUAGCUGUAAGGGAUUGGACAGUGAACCCCACUCCCUUUGAUGCUGCAUUUGUGUUUCAUGUUUAA